AUGGCAAUCGUCAACAUCGCCUUCGUUAAAACGUGGGACCGUUUAAAAUUCAUUCGCAUCAGAAUCAUCUUCUUUCUCCUGGUUUUAUCCCACCUAGGUGAAGUCAGGAUAUGCACAUUCCCCUGGACUCCAACUGAGCGGGCGAUGGAGAGGAAAGGUAUGACAGCGAUCGUCCGGGGACUCCCGGACUCAGGACUCAUGGUGACCCUCGUGGAUGAUGGGGGCCAAUACACUCUCAUGCCCCGAACAGAGCUCGAGGAGCCUACAUCGAGGGUUCAUAAUGCCUGCAGCGGCAUGACCUCUCGGCAUUCGCAGUCCGCGUCGAAGGACGCGGGGGCGACGCGGUGCGACACUGGCGCUCAGGCGGCGGACGGCAGAUAUGCCAGCAGCUAUAAGAUGGAAUAUUGCCAUCUGCAGCCAACGUCACCCCCAGUUGAGCUGACGGAGUUCCCACCGCAACGGGUGCGGCCUGACUUAGUCUCGACAAGGAUGUCCAGGGACUCAGCCACAUCGAGCGCCUUCGCGGAUUCUCUCAGGAAGUAUCCGAGCGUAUCGCCCGACAGUUCGGAGGUCGUGGAGCGCCUCCUGAACUACAGUAAAGAUAUUAACCGUGAGGCCUUU
This is a messenger RNA of Iphiclides podalirius (scarce swallowtail), 621 nucleotides long. The record is from the annotation of a GenBank genome assembly. NCBI's taxonomy places the organism in Eukaryota, Metazoa, Arthropoda, Insecta, Lepidoptera, Papilionidae.